AUGCUGGGAAUUGGGAAUUUAAUCAUUGGAUUUCCACAAUUUCAUCUUUACAACAUAUUUAUACAACAGUUUUGUCACAGUUUUGUCACAGUUUUACAACAGUUUUACAACAGUUUUACAACAGUUUUACAACAGUUUUACAACAGUUUUACAACAGUUUUACAACAGUUUUACAACAGUUUUACAACAGUUUUACAACAGUUUUACAACAGUUUUACAACAGUUUUACAACAGUUUUACAACAGUUUUACAACAGUUUUACAACAGUUUUACAACAGUUUAACAACAGUUUUACAACAGUUUUACAACAGUUUUACAACAGUUUUACAACAGUUUUACAACAGUUUUACAACAGUUUUACAACAGUUUUACAACAGUUUUACAACAGUUCUACAACAAUUUUACAUUUUUACAAUAGUUUUACAACAGUUUUACAACAGUUUUAAAACAGUUUUACAACAGUUUCACAACAGUUUUACAACAGUUUUACAACAGUUUUACAACAGUUUUACAACAGUUUUACAACAGUUUUACAACAGUUUUACAACAGUUUUACAACAGUUUUACAACAGUUUUACAACAGUUUUACAACAGUUUUACAACAGUUUUACAACAGUUUUACAACAGUUUUACAACAGUUUUACAACAGUUUUACAACAGCUUUACAACAGCUUUACAAUUUAUUUUUAG
Molecule: messenger RNA, 690 nt
Organism: Psylliodes chrysocephalus
Lineage: Eukaryota; Metazoa; Arthropoda; Insecta; Coleoptera; Chrysomelidae
Source: the annotation of a GenBank genome assembly